AUGCCUUCACAAACUUUAUUGGUUGAUUUCCCAGCGGUUGUCAAAUCCAAAGUUAUCGAAAAGUUGGACUUUCUUUCGAUUUUAAAACUACGCAAAGUCUGCUAUAAUCUACGCCAAUUCAUUGAUGAGAACCCACCAAAAUCACAAUGUUGGAAUGUAAGAGUUUCUACAUUCAGCGAAAUAAUUUCGAUCAAGUUUGAAUCUCCGAAUAACAUGAAAAUAUCUUUUAAACCCAUCGAGAACGGAUGCGUAAUGUCAUGGAGCAAUGACGAUAUAUUCAAGUCAGAGGAAUUCCAUGAUGAAAGUUACAUUGAUGUGUAUUUGAGAGAACUCGGAAUAAUUAUGAAACAUAAACGGAGACCAGUAUUGGAUUAUUUUUCAAUUGAGCUAUUCAAUGGGGAAGGUAGUAAAGAAGUUCUCAAAGAAUUGACUAGAAUCGGAUGUGUCUCUACCGAUGAAUUGACUUUUGUUGGAUGUACCCAGAUUGCCAAAUUUUUACCAUUUUUUGAUUCCAAUAAUUUGAUCAAAAUUCGAAUUAAAUGUCACUUUGUACCGGCACUAGAAGACCAGGAGCAUGCCAUGAGAAUAUUGAAUUUGCAAGAAAUCCGACAGUUGGAGCAGUGGAAAAACUCGAAACACGUGACUUUUGAGGCAGUGGAUUUUUGUGUCCAAAUUCAAGAUUUCUUACAUUUCGAGCAAGUUAGAAUUAAUUGCAAAAUGAUAUCAAUUCAAGAUAUUGUUUUACUAAAAGAGUGUUUCCGGACGUCUUCAACGUUGUCUAGUUUCGUAAUACGAGUAUACGAUGGUUUCAAUGAGAUAGAGCAACUCCAUGCAUCUCUUGGAUUCCCUUCACUUCAAGUCGAUCUCGGCAACCCCGAAGAAAUAUGGUUCUCUCGGAUUCCUAAUAAUGAAGAUGUUUUGAGAGUAUUUUGUAAUAUGGAGGAUCUGUUCUAUUUUUGUAGAAUCAAAAUUCAAGAUGUUCCCAAAGGAGCUGUUAUCAGUGACUGA
Caenorhabditis remanei is the source of this 1008-nucleotide messenger RNA. RefSeq lists its product as uncharacterized. Lineage: Eukaryota; Metazoa; Nematoda; Chromadorea; Rhabditida; Rhabditidae. Gene Ontology annotation, molecular function: protein binding. The coding region runs from base 1 to 1008 and encodes 335 amino acids. The record is from RefSeq and is a predicted model, not a curated record. The transcript has 3 exons. Gene Ontology annotation, biological process: innate immune response.